Molecule: messenger RNA, 1151 nt
Organism: Meloidogyne enterolobii
Lineage: Eukaryota; Metazoa; Nematoda; Chromadorea; Rhabditida; Meloidogynidae
Source: the annotation of a GenBank genome assembly
GAUGUCACAGCAGCAGCGUUAUACUACCACAUCCUCAUCGAUUUUAUCCUCAAGUCCAUCAAAGCAAUUAACAGUAAUUGAUGUUUACGAUUUGGCUGAGUCGAUAAAUAGAGAUUUUGAAAUUUUGGUUGAAAAAUAUGGAAAUGAUUCUUUUGAGUCAAUUGUUGGAAAGGUAAUAUCAGCCUUAGAAACUCUGGAGGCUUUAGCUAAAUACAAUGAUAAAGACAAUUGUGAAAUUAUCGAUUUGCAAAAAACUAUACAACGGUUUGAACAAGAAAAACAACAGAGGAUUAAAGAUAAAGAAAUUUUGGAAAGGGAUUUUAUUGAACUAGAAGACAGUUACAAAAAAGAAAUUGAUGAUCUCUGCAAAAUUAUUCAAAAAUUGCAAACCGAAAAUAAAUGUAUGAAAGAACAAUUAUCUUCUGGAGAAAAUGUUAAAAAGGAAGAAGAGAAGACUGAAGAUGUAGUCGAUGAACAACUCCAAACACUUAUUGAACUCCGCAAAAUGACUCACACCCAAAAAGAUCAAAUAAAACAAUUACAAAAAGAUUUGGAUACUUAUUGUUGUGAAGUUGAAAGUUUGAGAGAAAAUAUUGAAAGAUUAAUUAGACAAAAUAAAGAAUUGUUGAGAAAGAAUGGGUCUUUACAGAAACAAGGAAGAAUGCUUUUGUUGGAACGUGCAGAAAUUCUUAAACGAUUACAGGUUUUUUAAAUAAAAUAUUUUUUUGUAAUUUUUUGAGAAGCGGCUGUAGGGCAGGGAUGUCACGGGUUGAGAAAAAUGUCGGGUCGGGUUUCGGGUCGGGUUUCCAAAAUUUUUAUCGGGUCGGGUUGAGAAAAAAGUCGGGUCGGGUUUCGGAUCGGGUUUUCGAAAUUUUCUUCGGAUCGGGUUUCGGAUCGAAAAAAAGUCCGGGUUUCGGGUAACGGGUCGUCGGGUCGGGUUAGUUAAAAUUUGAACAUGAAGCCAAUUUUUUGGAGCUGUUGUGGAUAUCAGAUAUUUAGAGGGUUAAUCCUCCAAUAUCCGUACAACUCCCCGAUAUAUCCCAAAUCCUACUUUAUCCCUCAAAUUCUCCGAUAUUUGGGAUUAAGACGGUUGAUCCUCUUUUGCGUCACAGGCAAAAAAAAGCGGGGCAGGCGAGAAUUUUGAGAAUUUU